Molecule: messenger RNA, 7701 nt
Organism: Seriola aureovittata
Lineage: Eukaryota; Metazoa; Chordata; Actinopteri; Carangiformes; Carangidae
Gene: vps37d
Product: VPS37D subunit of ESCRT-I
Exons: 4
Coding region: 565-1476 (303 amino acids)
Biological process (GO): protein targeting to membrane; protein targeting to vacuole; ubiquitin-dependent protein catabolic process via the multivesicular body sorting pathway
Cellular component (GO): ESCRT I complex
Source: RefSeq, a predicted model, not a curated record
AUUCAUUAACAAAGUAGUUGCUGAUUAUUUCUUUGUUAGUUGACUAAUUGAUUAAUCAGCUAAUUACCACACAGCAACCCUGGGGACAAGUAUUGCGAUUAAGUAUUGAAGUACUAAUUUUGCAGUGUAAAGAGAAGAGGACUGGGGGUUAAUAAAGGGGGCCUGUUCACUCAUUCUUGCCCCUAGGGCAUGGUAGCAGGUUAAUCCGGCCAUGUGACAUCGUGAUAAUAUCCUGUGUGAAUGCUUGAAUUUCUACUCAUUCUAGCUUUGUAUAAAAACUUAAAAAAAUACACAAUUUCCAUACCCAGCAUGUAGAAGAAGAAGAAGAAGAAGAAGAAGAAGAAGAAGAAGAAGAAGAAGAAGAAGAAGAAGAAGAAGAAGAAGAAGAAGAAGAAGAAGAAGAAGAGUUUUAUUUUGAAGGCGGUGACCGGAAGUGUAACGGUUUGCUGCGAUUGACGCCGCAUGCGGGCAGAUCGCAACGCAUUCCGAUGUGAGCGGGAUGUAACCGCUGUGCGGGCUGCACGUCUCCAAACCGUCUUCAGUCACAAUUUUUGAAGGAAUAAAAUGUCCAGCUUGAAGGAGUCCAGCACUUGUCCCGACGGCUACAGGGCUCUGAAUACAAGUGAGCUGACGGAGCUUUUACAGAACGACGACAAAAUGGACCAAAUUAUUCGCCUCAAUGAGACGUUUCAGGACCUUCAAGUGGACAGGGAGACGCUGAUGACCUCCAACCGGAGCUUGGCCGAGGAGAGCCUCGCCCAACGACCCCGCCUUAACAACGGCAAACUCCAGCUGGCGGAGAAAUACCGGGAACUGUCCAAACUGGCAACCAAAUGCUGGGAGAAACAGAGUCAGCUUGACGCUCGCGUCCAGAAGAACGGCCUGCAGACGGUGCAGAACCUCCUGCAGGAAGAGGUGGCACGUGCUGAGGAGCAUUCAGAGGAGCUGCUGGAGAAGUUCAUGGAGGGGAACGUAAGCCUGGAUGAGUUCUUGGACUCCUUCCAAAGCUCCAGGAAGACGUAUCAUAUCCGCCGGGCGCAAGCGGAGAAGAUGCAGGAGAUAGCUCAAGCCAAGCGGCAGCCGAGCAAAACCAAGGAGGAGAGUAAAGUCCCGGAGGUGAGGAAGGACUCGGAGCACGUUCAGGAGCCGCACCGGCCCAACGGCUUCGUAGCGCAAGGACCUUUAAGAGUGUUCCAGGUCCGCUACGGCCUCACGCCAGCCAUCCUCCUCCCUCAUUACCCCGUUUCUCCCCCUGCUUCAGCCCCCGUCCAUCAAAGUAGUACCCCCCCACCCGAACCUCAGCUGGGACAGACCCACAUCCUCAGCCCCAGCACCCCGCUUCCAGGACACGGCCAGCCGGUCGGCCUCAGGGUCAUCGGACAGCUAUCGGGGGGCUGGCCGGCUAACGGGCGGCCGGUGAGAGUGCAGCAGCUUUACAGGCCGAACCCUCAACAGCCCGAGCCGCCGUACCGAUAAGCUCGAGGAAGGGGGGAGGAGGAGAGGGAGGAGGAAGAGGUGGAGGAUGAAGAAAGGCCGGUUUGAGAGGUCUUCCAAGCGGGGAACCAAACAGUGGCUGUCACAAUCAUGUAAGCAAAGACUGAUCCAGAGACAGGCAGCACUGCAGACGUCCGUUUCUGUUCUCCAUCCAUGACACAUAAAUGUAACCACCAGAGGGAAGCGAGCAGAGAGAGAGAGAGAGAGAGAGAGAGAGAGAGAGGCGGCACACAGAGACAGGGAGGACCGGGGGUUGGGUCUCGAUAGCUGGGUCCGUUUUGGAUCCAGUGAAAGUUACAGUCGUUAAGGUGCGACGCUCACGAAUCUCACAUCACAGUAAAAGAACGAUGAAAAAUACAGAGCGAAGGAAGUUUGAAGACCAUAAAUCAGUUCAUCAUUUAUUAAAUAACGUCAUAAUCUCCUUUGUGCAGUGGAAAAACGACACAUGCAGGAACAGAAUAAGGGUAACGUUGACUGUGUUACAUCACUUGGUGUCAGUAUUAAUGUGAGGACAUUUACUUUUACAAGACAAGCAGCAGUGACACAGUCAGAUCACACAAAAUAUGUCACAAAAUCAAAAUGAAACAUUUUCUAACACAAUCAUGUAAAAUAAUUCAACAACCUAAAACAACACAAGAGCCUUUUCAGCAGAUUACAAAUACCUCAAAACAUCAACAGAGAGCAACGUUUCUGCAGCAGUGAUUGUAAUUCAUUCCACAUUCUUCAAUUUGACAUCUAAAAUUUUUCAGGCACAGGAAGCAGCGACUAUAACAGCUCUUAGAUUAGUGCAGAUUUCAAGCAGCUGUUCACACCUUGUGGUUGGUUAGAUCUACAUCUAACACAAAAGCGGCUUUAUAAAAGAGUCUGGCAGCUGAUUGACGUGCUUCCGUAUGUUCUGCUGCUGUUACUGCAGUGGAAAUGAAGACGUUUACACUGACAGUGUUACUGUUACUCAGCCUCGAAACACCAGUCUGAUAUCUGUUAUUAUGACAAAGGCUUAGGGGCAAAAUCUCAUUAACGCACCACUUCUGUCCGAGCUCUACAGUGUGGAUGUGAAAGUAGCAAAGCUCAGCAGGAAGCAUUUUCUAACUCAUUAUUUAAAUCAUCAAACAUGCAUUAAGAUGCUUUGUAAUCAGAAGAAAAGCUAAAUUAGAAACGCACAAAACUUUAAAAGUAGAAUUUCAGCAGAGGAACAGACACCUUGUUAACCGUCUAACAAAAAAAAAAAAAAGAAAAACUGGAUAAAACUGUUUUUAAUUUUACAGAUUAAAACCUUAAUUUUAAUCUAAUGGUAUCUGAUGAUGAAAUUUCAAUAUCUACAGCUUCUCCUGGACAUAUUUCUUGGCAAAGUUACUUAAAAAAACAAAUCUUUAAUGUUCAGCUUGUCUACAACUCGGACUCGUCUGUAGGUAGCAGCUUCAAUAUUUGGACUAAUUAGCUGGUGAAGUACAGUAAACGACAGUCGUUAAGUAAAUGUGUCAGAUACCUUUUGAUUAACAUUUCUUAUGUUCUGCUGCUCAGGUUAAUCCAGCUGCCACUCACUUCACUUCAUCUUUUAUUCUUUACUCACAUGAGACAAGAUGAGAUUCAGAAAGGGAUUCAUGAGGAUUCAGAUUGUGGAUUUGAAUUCAAUAAAAUGCUAUCGAGCCCCAUCCCUCGUGAGGACACGAGCGUUUUCAUUAUUAUUUUUAAUUUUAUUAUAUUUUUUAUACUGAGGCGUGUGACACAAAUAAAAAAAACAAAAAAAGGAUCUCAUUGUUCAUUCAUACAGCGAGAGGCUUUGUGCGAUGCCUCAUCUCAAUGAACGAUGACAUCAAUAAAGUGUUCAAUAUAAACUCUCACUGUUUGUCAUCCAUCACAUGAGGCAAAGACAUUCAUCCUUGGUGAGAUCCAAGAUAAUGAAUGCUGAUAUGAGAUCAUUGCAGAGUUUAAACAAAGACGUACUGUAAAGCAGAGCAGGUGGUAUUUAUUAAUAAUUCCCAGACUAUAACCUGUCAAUAGUAUUUGCAGUGUCAUGUGUGUGUGUUAGCAUCACAGACGAUUACCCAAAGCCUUCUGCCUUCUUGUGCGAUUUCACGAACAGUGUUGCAGCUCGCACAUCAGUGAGCGAUUUAUUUAUUCAUGUAAAUCCUAUUUUAAAUGGCUGACUUCAAAGCUUCUUGUUUACCGUGCUAAAUGAGGAGCUGCUGCUCCUUUCGUGGCAGCCACCGGUUUUUUAUUUCUUCCCCCCCCAAAACUGAGGUGCAGAGUGAGGGGAAUUUAAUCUCUAUGAGAAAACGCCAGCGCUCUGCAAGUCCACAGUCGAGCAUAAGGAGGUUCUUCCCAUUUUGCUCCUCUCUUUUCAUUUUUUUUUUUUCUCAUCAUCCAUCUUUCAGCAUUUAAAGGGAAAAUCUCUGGAUUGUAGUUUUACUGGUUGUGCUCUUGAACACACAUUUUGCUCAUUAAUAACUCAUAUAAGUGCAUGCUUACUACAGCUUGACAAAGUACAUGAAAAUGCCUUUUGCAGGCCGGUGCCCAGUUGCAUAAAACAUUUUAAGAAAAUAUUAUUGUAAAGAAAAGAGUUGUUCUAAUUUAACUUAUGUCAUUUUCUCAUGAAAUGUCUUUAAAUAAGUCGAACUGUAAAUCAAUUUCAAGGCUCUGAGGAUUUCUUUAAAGGGUAGCUCCAUUUUUUAUCUUUUUAUUUUUUUACAGCGUCUAGUUUUUCAUCAUUUCUGUCAAAUAAGACUCAAAGUCAACUGCUGAGAUCUGUACAUGCGGCUACAUCACGAACACGAUGUGGAAGUGCCAGGAGAUAAAAAACAUCUUGGUAAAAAAAUAAUCCAGAUAUUAUAUGAUAUUAUUUCUUCAGCUGCAUCCACGUCGUACACAUAAGGACAUUUCCAAAAAUUAUAUGUUUCACGCAUUACUCGGAAAGUGAAGCUACGAAACCAACCCACUAACCUGGAUUAUCUUCAUACUCAAUUAAUCAAUUCCUUGUUUGGUCCAUAAAAUAUCAGAAAAUGAAAGUUUUAAUGAGAUCAACAGUUCAACAAAUCAAUUUAACAACAAAAACUAAAUCAGACGAGGCAAGAAAAACGAGCCGUCAAACAAUCAGUCGGGUUCUCAACAAAGCUCCAGGUCACAAGUUCAAUAAACUUAUCACCCAAACUUUUACAUUUACAACCCGUCUGAUUGUUAUGUUGCCAUGUCGACAGAUCUCAGCAGUUACACUGGUGAGUACAGUGUUGGUAUAGAAAUACUCUGAUAAUAAAAGUUAUCCUAAACUGUAAAAGAAAAAUAGAGAAAUACAGUUAAGGAACCUGUUUUUAUUGGUCAACACGAUGUAAAUGUGCCAAAAAGGUGUUUUGUAACAGUUAAAACCCAGUGGAUGCUUCACCGUGUUGUUUGGAUGAUAGUUUUGGAGAAACUCUUUCUCCUCCUUUGUCCAACUCAGCCUGUUUUUAACUGACCUUUUUAUUGUUUUUACUUUUUUAUUUCAUAUCAUGCCUUCGACCGCAGGGUUUUACUCACAGUCUCUUAUAAAAUCAGUGAAGGACACUUGGUCUUUUAAAUGUGCGAACUAUUAGUUCAACAACAGAAAACAAGUUUGAUUUUGUAAUGAAAAAAUUUUAACUCACAUCUGUUUGAGAUUUUCUUGCAAGUCCCUUAACUUCUGAGAAAAGAUUAAUCACACAUCUGUACAGUAAAUAUGAAGUUACCAGGAGACAGUUAGCUUAGCUUAGCAUAAAGACAGCAAGCAGAGGGCGACUGCUAGCUUGGCUCUGCCUGACGAUAACAAAAAUCCACACGUCAGCACCUUGCCAUUUUUUUUAUUAAAAAAUACUUGUGCAGAUUAAAUAAACAAGACAUAACGUGUCAGUGAACUUUAGAGGUGCUGUGAGGACGAGCCAGGCUAGCUGUUUCUACUUGUUUCCAGUAUUUAUGCUAAGCUAAGCUAAGCUAACGGCUGUAGCUUCAUAUUGACAGUACAGACACAGGACGUGAACCUUUGAUGUAACUGGGCACUGGCUCCAACCAAACAUGCAGUUCUGUGUCCACUCAGGGUCUUUAGAGGAAAGAAAUGCAGUGCUGCUCCUUAACCUGUAGCACAGUUGGACCCGGGGACGUCGUACCUGUGGAUCACAUGUUAACUCCACACACACACUUUUAACAGGUGCAUGCCAGAGAGACUCUAACCAUGACCACAACGGUGACACCAAGUCACCUUCGACAUUCCAUUGUUGCAUUGAGAUUUGACCGAAUGUUGUAAUAAUAAUAAUAAAAAGUUUGUAAUACUGUUAUUGUUGGCUUAAUUUCACAGGGCCCGUGUUUUCCAGAUAAUUUCCUGGAAACUUUCCUCAAUUCCUAAUUUCCUAAACAAUUACCUGGUAUUUGGCUGCAAAUGACAAACACAGGCCAAUGCAGUUUGGUGCUGAUUAUAAAGGAAGUGGGGAAAGUGUUAUUUGCAGUCACAGUUGCUGCUUGUCUUAUUUGACGUUCAUUCUAUAUCGGUUGAAUUGCAUGUAGCUGCAUCGAUUUGUGUUUCAGACGAAUACGAGCAACAAGUAAAACACAACAUGCUGUAAAAUCUCACCCUUUUUUCUUUUUUUUUUCCAAAAGACAACAAACAUAGACGACAUGUUACAGAAAAGGUAACUGAACAAACAGUAGUUCAUAUUCCAACAAAAGAAACUUGUUUCUACCUGAUUUCACACCUAAUCAAGAAUUAUUGACGUCUGUGUAUGAACUAUUUUUCACUUACCUACUACAUAUUAUCUUCAUUUUUUUUCUUUAAAAACGGAAAUAUCCUGGAGCAAAGUUUUAGGAAAUGAUCUAGAAACACGGGACCUGUAAAAUGAAGCGUUACCUGACUUUUUUGUAACAGUGCUGUCUGAAUCCACCUUAACCAAAACUCAUUUUAUUCAGGCCCAGAUGAUUCAUAUAAGAUUGGACAGUUGUGUGUUUGAAAUAUCUCAAAAUGUAAAGUGCUUGUUUCUGCAACUGUGGUUUUGUUUGUCCAGUCUAUUAUAUUGUGUGUCUUUUCUAUCAGGGACUCAUCCCAGCAGCCUUCUUACAAAAAAAAAGAGAGGAAAAAAAAAGAGCAGUGAUAAAACAGAUAAAUGAAUGUUGCUUUCAAUAUUUAAAUUGAAAUCAAGUGCAGCCACUCGCUGAGCCAAACGCCCCUCAAACAUUUGAGAUGAUCGCAGCGUCUCAGAUGAAGGAGCUGUGUGGCUGCAGGCGCUCGUACCAGAUGAUUCUGAGCGAUGUCAAAGCCGAUCAGCGCUGCAGUGAGUGAAGAUGAGCUAAUAAUAUCCAAGUCGACUCAUUUUCAUCACUGCACGGAGCCACAUCAGCUCAUGUGCUCAGCAGCUGCUCUACAGUGUGUGUGACUGGACCCACGUGGCUGUCAAGAGGCUUUCAGAAUAAAACGGCCUGAAGGAAGGAAAUGUUACCUAGUGAGAAUUUCUGAUCUUCAACCUGAUUACACUAAGAGGAGGAAAUCACCAAUUUAACAUUUGAAUGCAUUGUGUUUUUGUUUUGUUUUUUUCUUUCACUUUGGUGAUGUAAUAAGUGGCUGGUAUUCUCCUUUUCAACCGUCUUUUCAAAUUAAAAUGAUGGUUAACGACACUGCAGGGGCCUCAUGUAAAUUGUUUGUGGGUUUACAGGAAGACAAUGGGAAUAAAAUGGUUGAAUUCCUCAUGAAAGAACGAGUCAGCGUGAGACACUGAGGCACAACUGGUGGUUAAAGGACAAAAAUGGUACAAAGACUCUUGAGCCUUUGGGAAAAAUCCGCACUGCUUGCAUCAAGAUGUCUAUGAACAGAAAAUGUUAAUGUGGUUUUUACUGUGUUACAGUUUUAUGUUUAUGUAUGCACAAAACAUCAGCGCUGUGAUCCUGAAUACAUGUUGUCACUCGAGGCUGGUCAGACAGGCUUUGUGCUGCACAACACAUGGCUCUACUGUGCUGUGGCGGCUACUUUCCAAAUCAACAUAAUUGCACUAAACCAUCUAAAGCUUUUAUAUUUUCCAGACUCUUGAAACUGAAGCUUUGGAGUCGCAGCGCCUUGUUAAAGAUGAAAAUGUCACAGUCCACGCACACAUGAUGGACAGGAUAUCAGCUGUACUCAUCAACAUUAUAUAAUGGAACAACUCUUGUUGUGAUACACUCUGUCAACACUGUCAAAACUAAGUACUAAGUGCUGGAAAUAAAUCCUUAUUUAUGUGCUGG